Molecule: messenger RNA, 2465 nt
Organism: Xenopus tropicalis (tropical clawed frog)
Lineage: Eukaryota; Metazoa; Chordata; Amphibia; Anura; Pipidae
Source: RefSeq, a predicted model, not a curated record
CCUCAUUGUAAACUCAAAGUAAUUUUACAGCAGAAGCAGGAAGUGUGUAAGAGACGCAGAUGAAAGAGGGACACUGAAGACAGAGAAGUCCCUGGAAUAGUGUGUUAUCCAUUAAACCUGUAGGAUUUCUGCUAAUGAAUUACAUACAUACAUGCAAAGAUAUGGCUGAUAUUUAUCCAGAAGCCUCCAUUAAUGGGAUUGCAGCUGACAGAGGCAGGAACUAUGCAGUGCAGGAUGACACUCCUGUUCUUGACGGAGCUAAUGCACAGGUUGAAGAUUUCUUAGGUGAGAAGCCAGAUUAUGAUGAAGAAGCUGAAGAAAAGAGAUAUUACCGACGCAAGAGACUUCUUACAGUGAAAAGUGUUGUGUUUGCAAGCCUUGGAGCUGCUCUUACAUAUGGAGUAUAUUUAGGGCUUUUGCAGAUGCAGCUUAUCUUACAUUAUGAUGAAACUUACCGAGAUGUGAAGUAUAGUAACAUAGGACUGCAAGACAUUGACAGUAAGAUGCUGAUGGGAAUAAACGUAACACCUAUAGUAGCAUUGCUUUAUACCCCAGUCCUCAUAAGGUUUUUUGGCACAAAGUGGAUGAUGUUUCUCUCUUCUGGGAUUUAUGCUCUGUUUGUUUCCACCAAUUAUUGGGAAAGAUACUACACACUUGUCCCUUCUGCUACUGUCAUUGGUGUAAUGAUUGUCCCAUUCUGGGCUUCACUGGGCAAUUAUAUUACUAGGAUGGCUCAAAAAUACUAUGAGUUUGUAAACUAUAAGGAAGAAAAUGUGCGUGAGCAGCGCAGGGUGCCUCGGGGUGCUAGCCACAGAUAUAUUAUUAUAUUUCAGAGCAUCUUCUACUCCCUCUUCCAUAUAAGCUUUGUACUGGCUCAGUUACCAGUGCAUUUCUUCCUUAGCAAGUUCUUUUACUCGUACAAUCACACACUGUUCAAUGUGCGAGACUGUGGAGCUGCCAUUCAGCACGGGAUUCUUCCAAAUUUCAACUUGACUGUACUGCAUACUUUGCCUCCAAGCCUAAAUCUCAUCUACGUGGAGAGUGCUCUUAUGGGUGCUGCAUUGGUGUCGAUGUUGCUGAUUUUGUUACUCUGUGGUUCAGCUUACCGCCCUACAGAAGAAAUUGAUUUGCGUAGCAUUGGAUGGGGAAACAUUUUUCAACUACCCUUCAAACAUGCCCGGGACUAUCGCCUGCGCUGCCUAGCACCAUACUUUCUUUAUAGUGGCUUUGAAGUUCUUUUUGCCUGCACAUGUUUUGCUUUGUGUUAUGGUGUUUGCUCACUUGGUUUGGAGAGCCUUCCCUUUCUUCUUACUGCCUAUGGCAUUUCAGCCUCUUUCUCUUCCUCCCUUGCCCUCUGCAUGCUUCGUUUCCCAAGACAGAUUCCCUUGGUAGGCGGAACCUUGCUACAUUGCUGCAUCUUGAUUGGAUUGUUCUUCUGGAGCCCGACACCAAAACUGCAGUCACAGAAACCCCUACUGUAUUUAGUGGCCAUUCUGUGGGGUGUUGGAAGUGCACUGAACAAGAGUGGUCUCAGCAUUAUUAUAGGUGUGUUUUAUGAAGAUAAAGAGCGACAGGACUUUGUGUUUACAAUUUAUCACUGGCUUCAAGCACUCGCAAUAUUUAUUGUGUAUCUCUGGUCUGGGAUUCCUGUGACAGCUAAGCUGGGCAUCAUGCUGGCUUCUGCAUUAAUCUCUGUUCUUUCCUAUCUGUGGAUGGAGCAUAAACUGAGCUGCAAGGUGCCCUAUCGUGUUCCUAAAAUACCAGCCCCGCGCCACAAAGUCAAAGGAUACCGCUAUAUGGAGGAGGAAAACUCAGAUGAAUCUGGAUCAGAGGGUGAGAAAGAACAGAGUGAAGGUGGAGAAAGUGAAGAGGAGGAUAAAACUGUUCCGUGCUACAGGCAGCCAGGCAGGAAGGAAUGCUACGAACAAGCAGUGGGAGAUGAGGAGUGAUGAUUCUGGAAACCAAAAAGAUGAAAAACUGCUCUAUUUUUCAUUUAUCCUAUAUAAAGUCAAUUGUUCCACUGGGUGGCAAAGUGGUACCAUGGUUAGGAUUGAUACAUUGCUGUACUAGGAUCUGAGAGUUCCACCACAGACUAUCUGGUUUUCCUUUCAUCGAACAAGUAGAUUAAAUGAGUUGUAAUUAAGUGUCCAGUAAUGUAAUUAAGUGGAAAAAAAUUAUGUAUUUGUUCACCCGCACCUUCAAUUAUACUUUUUCUGGUCAACAAAUAUCUUGAAAGAGGAUCUUUACAUAGGUUAGCUUUUAUGUGCACUAUAGUCUUGUUUCAGCUUGAAUGGCUACAUCUAUGUUAUUCCUAUUAUUUUUUCAAACUGUAGUGUUUCUGUAGCAAACUUAAACUGUAUGCUUCGUAAAGGUGAUACAGAUUAUGUUAAGAAAUUAUUUAAUAGGCAAUGUAAACCCAAAAAUAUAUUGUUUUGCUUAAUGAAAGUAAUUGCUAUUGAAAGCCG